AUGCGGCACCCCAAGUAUUUCACGCCGAAGGAGGUGUCCGUUCACAACGCUCUCAAAGAUAUAUGGGUGUCGUACCUGGGCAAAGUCUACGAUCUGACACCGCUGCUGGAGGAAAAUAAAGGUGAUGUGUUAUUGAAACCUAUCACAGAGUGUGCAGGAAAGGACAUCAGUCACUGGUUUGACCCAAAGACAAAGGAUAUUCUUACACAUGUUGACCCGUUGACUGGCUGCAUUAAAUACUACACCCCUAGGGGGCGCUUUUUACAUAUACCCCCUCCCUGCCCUCGCACUGACUGGGCCAAUGAUUUCGGGAAGCCGUGGUGGAAGGAUAACCGCUACGAGGUUGGGCUGCUGUCUGCCAAAACACGCUGGAUCCGCAUUAUCAACACUUUAACCUCCCAAGAGCAGAGGCUGGAGGUUUGCUCGGAGGAGACUCUGGAAGAGAUUCUCCAGCGAUACCUGUGCUACAAUUCCCAUGCAGCAAGCUACACCUGGAAGCACAAUGGCGUAAAUUUGGACAUGAGCAAGACCCUGAGUGAAAACAGCAUCCCUGAAGAGGAUGAGUUUUACUGCGGAAGCCCAGAGUGUGACCUCUUCUCUCCAUCCAUAUGUCUGUAUUUCAACGACGACCUCACUGAACUCUAAAAAACACAUGCUAUUAAUAUGAACAAUGGCAUAUAAUUCAUUAGAAUAUCCACUGCAAGCCGUUUUGAGCGAGAAGAAUACACCACAUCAACUAUUCAUGUGUUCAGUGUUUCAUCGAUUCCUGUCGGUGGUUAUCUUAUUGCAGCUCUCUGGGCUUCAUCCAAUCAAAUGCUGAGCAACAGAAUAAAAAAGAUGAAUGCCAGCCCACAUAAUAACCCCCUGAACCAUAAAGUCUGGUGGUUGCCAUGGUAAUUGCUCGGAGGA
Molecule: messenger RNA, 909 nt
Organism: Sinocyclocheilus anshuiensis
Lineage: Eukaryota; Metazoa; Chordata; Actinopteri; Cypriniformes; Cyprinidae
Product: cytochrome b5 domain-containing protein 1
Exons: 4
Coding region: 1-645 (214 amino acids)
Biological process (GO): cilium movement
Source: RefSeq, a predicted model, not a curated record